This is a messenger RNA of Pogona vitticeps (central bearded dragon), 2040 nucleotides long. NCBI's taxonomy places the organism in Eukaryota, Metazoa, Chordata, Lepidosauria, Squamata, Agamidae. The record is from RefSeq and is a predicted model, not a curated record.
GUGGUGGAAGCAGCCUCUGGAGCAGCUAGGAGGAUGAGAUGGCUUCUCCUCCUCCUCCUUGUUCUGGUUUCUGCCUCUUUCAGGCCCACGCAAGCCCGGGGGAACGUCUGCGAUAGGGUCUGCGGCAGACGACCGCUGGCAAUCAGCGAUGGCACCGGCCUGCGGAUUCUGGGCGGCACCAACGCUCUACCGGGGAUGUGGCCCUGGGUGGUCAGCUUCCAGUUCCUGACCCGAGACGGGUACCGGCAUUUCUGCGCAGGCUCGUUGAUCAACUCCCGCUGGGUCGUUUCCUCCGCUCACUGCUUCUACAUCCAAAAGUACCUCAAAGUGGAAUAUUGGAGGGUCCAGAUUGGGGCCACCGAGCGCUCCAAGCCGGGCCCCGACGCCCAGACGCGCUCCAUCAAACGGCUGGUGGACCACGAGCACUUCAGCCGGCGACUGAACCUCAACGACAUCACCUUGAUCGAGCUGGACAAGCCGGUCAUCUGCAACGACUACGUCCAGCCCGCCUGCCUGCCGGAACAACACCUGCCGAUGGACACCCUCACCCACUGCUACGUCUGCGGCUGGGGCGUCACAAAGAUCACACGGCGCCCGGUGUACGCGGACAUCCUGCAAGAGGCCAAGGUGCAUCUCAUCUCGAACGACGUCUGCAACAGCACCAGAUAUUACCCGGGGAGCGUCAGAACCGACCACAUAUGUGCCCUGGCUGACGAAGCCAAAAUGGACCGCUGCGAGGGUGACGGGGGCGGCCCGCUUAUGUGCCGACUCGAACGGUCCGAGCGCUACUGGGUGAUCGGGAUCACCAGCUGGGGCCGAGGCUGCACCUUGGGGAAAUGGCCGGGGGUCUUCACCUCCACGCACUAUUUCUACCACUGGAUCGUCAAGACCCUCAGGGACCCUCCCCAGUCCGCGCUCGUCCCGCCGUUCAUCCCCACGCCCCCGCCCCCACCCCCGACCACCACCAAGUUCAAACCCUUCUGGGUCGUCUACCACAACGAGUUUGGGGGCCGUUUCACCUAUCUCGUGACGGCACCGCCCCCCAACGUGACGAGGGACCCCACCGCCUGGGUGACGUUCACCAGGUACCGCUCGACCCGGCGGAGCACGUGGGCACCAACUGGGACCUUCACCUGGACCACGAGGAAGAUAAAGAAGAGACGUCCGCACGUCCCAGGGACCAUCUCGGGAGACGUCCCGGCGGGCGCUUGGUUCACCCGCCCAACCCAAAAGACCACCCGGAAGGCCAACACCUGGAGGCCCAAGUGGUUGAUUGAGCACUAUCAGCACGCCAAGACGUGGCCGAGUUACUGGCCCACCCCUCAGCCCUGACCAAGGCCACGGGUCCCUGCCUCGGUCCGUGCCUCGAUCCAGGCCGAGUGCCCGAGGCUGAGCCCCACACCUCCGGCAGUCUCUAGGUACAACCCCCCCCAGCCCUAGCCACCUCUCCCGCCCGCCCACCUGCCACCAGUCGGUCCCUUGCUUCUGCGAGGUUCCUUCCGUGUCUAUUUUGGAAACUAUCUGACGGCCAAAAAAAUCAGGCACCACAUCCGUCAACCGGUCCCUGGUCUCUGGCUGCAAAUCCCAACGAGGGGGAUUGUUGGGUAUUUGGGGAACAGAACGACAGGGACCUCGCUGCAGAUGGGGGUCACCUCCUCAGGCCUCCUCCGACCCCUAACGCUCGCCUCCACUCAGGCUGACGACAGCCAGACCCUCAGCACUGUUCACGCCCAAGGAACCCCAUCCCUGUCCAGUUCGUGGCAAGAAGGCGAGGAGGCCCCAACCUUCUGGGUCCUUCGGCGCUGGUUUUAUCUGAACCGCCAACGAGGAGAGAACCUGUGGGGUGGGCGGACCUGAAACUGAACUCCCCCACACACACACACCUGAGGAACAGGGAGGUGUUUGCAAAGCGUGGGCAGAGUUCCCCAAGCCUCAUGACACCCCCUUUAUGAACAGACCUUGUGCUGCCAGUGGGUAUCCUGGACGGCUGUCCCCCCCCCAUGGGAUUUCCCUGUGACGGGAUAUAUUCAAAAUAAAAGU